AUGACUGCAUCGAUGGAGAUGCAAAGGCAUGCCCAUGCCGACGAUAACCCGGACGUGUCCCAGCCAGGCAAAGUCGGCGUUGACUUUGUAGAAAGCACGGAGGCCGGCAUUCCUACGACCUAUGCUGAUAUCGUGGCCUCGCGUCUUUCGAAAGCACAUCGAGAUUAUUUGAUGGAACGACAUGGCACGCUGGAACUCGAUCCUAUCCCGAGCCUGGAUCCUGCUGAUCCUUACAACUGGCCGUCAUGGAAGAAAUUGGCCAACCUUGUUUUGGUGGCAUUUCACGCGUGUAUGGGAACGUUUGCUGCGGCGGGCAUCAUUCCUGCUUAUGCAACAAUCUCCGAAGAAUAUGGCGUUUCGAUCCAGAGAGCCAGUUAUCUGACCUCGCUUCAGAUUGCCAUCCUAGGCGGAGCACCUUUGUUCUGGAAGCCUUUAUCCAACCGCUACGGUCGUCGCCCCGUCUUCCUCACUUCUUUGAUAUGCAGUCUCGUCUGCAAUAUAGGAUGCGCCAAGAGCACUGAUUAUGCGUCAACUGCUGCCUGUAGAGCCUUGCAGGCAUUUUUUAUCUCGCCGGCAUCCGCCAUCGGAAGUGCGGUGGUGAUGGAGACGUAUUUCAAGAAGGACCGCGCACGGUAUAUGGGUGUGUGGACCCUGUUGGUCACUUUGGGAAUCCCAUGCGGUCCCUUUAUCUUUGGUUUCGUUGCCUAUCGCGCAGGCUAUGAGUGGAUCUAUUGGGUGCUUGCAAUCGUCAACGGGGUUCAAUUCAUCUUGUAUCUUUUCCUAGGCCCGGAAACUCGCUACAUUGAUAGUAACGUCGAUCCGAAACAACCACCAUGGAUGAGGGAGUAUGUGCUUUUGAGGCGUAUUGACCCGACGCCAUUUUCUUGGUUUGAGUUCGUCAAGCCACUGACCAUGGUCAUGUAUCCCUCCGUGAUCAUCCCCGCCGCAGCAUACGCAAUGGUCUUUUGCCUGAGCAACGUGCUGGCGACCGUGGAAGUGCCAGAGUUGCUUCAGGAAAAGUUCGAAUUGAACACGGAGCAGCUGGGUCUCCAGUUUCUAGGCCCAAUCAUCGGAUCCCUCAUCGGUGAGCAGGUGGGGGGCACGCUGUCUGACGUCUGGAUGAACCGGCGGGCUAAGAAGACCCAAAACAAGCCCGAGCCCGAGCACCGUCUCUGGCUCAGUUAUAUCGGUUUCGCCCUGUCCAUCGUCGGCCUGAUUGUCUUCCUUGUAUGCACGCAGCAGGCCAAGCAGGGACACUGGAACGUGGCCCCGAUCGUCGGCAUCGCCCUGGGAGCCGGAGGCAACCAGGUAAUAACGACCGUGCUCAUCACCUAUGCCGUCGACUGCUAUCCUCAAGAGGCUGCCAGCGUCGGCGUGUUCAUCACGUUUGUCCGUCAGAUCUGGGGAUUUCUGGGCCCUUUCUGGUUUCCUCCGAUGUUCGAAACCGUCGGCAUUGCAGCUAGUUCGGGCGUUGGGUGCGCUCUCAUCGUGGGUGUCAGUGUGAUUCCAACCAUCCUCCUGCAUUGGAUGGGGCGAUCAUGGCGUCCGGCCACCGAGUAAGCCUCCAAAUUGAUAUUUCGCAAAUAGAAAAUUAG
Molecule: messenger RNA, 1595 nt
Organism: Aspergillus steynii IBT 23096
Lineage: Eukaryota; Fungi; Ascomycota; Eurotiomycetes; Eurotiales; Aspergillaceae
Product: putative MFS transporter
Exons: 6
Coding region: 1-1560 (519 amino acids)
Biological process (GO): transmembrane transport
Molecular function (GO): transmembrane transporter activity
Source: RefSeq, a predicted model, not a curated record